Molecule: messenger RNA, 504 nt
Organism: Gryllus bimaculatus (two-spotted cricket)
Lineage: Eukaryota; Metazoa; Arthropoda; Insecta; Orthoptera; Gryllidae
Source: the annotation of a GenBank genome assembly
AUGUGCGGCGGGGCGGCGCAGGCCGCGGCCCUUCGGGGGCUGACGCGCCCUUCGCCCUCUGCAGGUAGCGGCGCCCCCGCACCCUCGCCCCCACCCUCUGGCCGGGCCUUCCGGCCCUUCAAGGGAUGCCGCCCGCCCGCUCGCCACCCCCCUCUGCACGUGCACGCCCGCCAGGCCCAUGUGAUGCGGGGUGGCGGUGAGGGACGAGGCACGCGGCGACGGAGGACCCGGGGAAAUAUUCUACCCUCUGAAGGGCCAAGCGGAGGGUCAAGCCGCACUGAGGAGGGUGCCCCCGCCAUCCGGACGAAAUUUUUUUGUUUUUCUCCCAGGAAAAGUGUUUUUGGGCACUUGGCGCCGUAUUUCACGUUCUUUUGGGGCGCGUUGGUCGGUGCUCCGUGGGUUCCAGCGGCGAGGGUGUUUGCGGGCGAUGUGCGUAGUGCAGCAGCCACCGGAGGGCGUGUCGUCUCAUCGCGAAUCGACGCUUCAACUGCGAGCGCUGCUUGA